This is a messenger RNA of Mugil cephalus (flathead mullet), 2590 nucleotides long. Its product is annotated as mitochondrial intermediate peptidase-like. Gene Ontology annotation, molecular function: metalloendopeptidase activity. Gene Ontology annotation, cellular component: mitochondrion. The transcript has 19 exons. The coding region runs from base 287 to 2389 and encodes 700 amino acids. Gene Ontology annotation, biological process: peptide metabolic process. The record is from RefSeq and is a predicted model, not a curated record. NCBI's taxonomy places the organism in Eukaryota, Metazoa, Chordata, Actinopteri, Mugiliformes, Mugilidae.
ACUUAGAUUUGCUUUGGUAGCCAGUGUGCUAACAUGUGAGUAGUUGUGUUUGUUGUAUGCACGGGUAAGCCCGACAAAGACAAUGACAAACGAGUGGCGUUUCGUUUCCCCCGAAGUGAAGAGAAAAUAGUGACGUUAUCUCAAUAACUGCAUUUCGGCUUUUCCUGGGAAGCUACAACUGAAGCCAUAUUUUAGCAUGUCCUCUGUCAUCCACUGUCAGCAACAUUAGCAACAUUUGCCUCAGUAUACAUCAGGAGGACAUUGCUUAGAGCAGGCUUAGUACAAAAUGUCUGCGUGUAAAAGACUGCUGCACUUCGUAAAGCACAGGAGCCUGUGGACGCACAUUCGGAGAAAUGUCACGACUUGGUCACCUGUUGGCGCUGCGUUCAAUGCCAAACCUCACAAGAGACUGGACGUGUUCGAGAAGAACGUGGGUUUGUUUGGGAUACCAGAGCUCAGCUGUCCUGCAGGUUUCCAGGUCGCCACCAAGGCAGCCCUCAAGAACACUGACCGUCUGGUGGAGAAAGCUUGUUCCUGUUCUCCAGGAGCCGAGACAGUGGAAUCCUUUGACCAGCUCUCAGACGGGUUGUGUAAAGUGGCUGAUCUGGCAGACUUUGUGAAAGUAGCCCAUCCAGACCCGGCGUUUCGCGAGGCUGCAGAGAAGACCUGCGUCGAGAUCGGCACAGUAGUGGAGAAACUGAACACCAAUGUUGAGUUAUGCAAGAGCCUAAAGACUUUGCUGGACAGCCCAAAUAUUGUGGCUCAGCUUGACCCUGAUACAAGACGAGUUGCAGAGUUGUUUAUGUUUGACUUUGAAAUCAGUGGAAUUCAUCUAGAUGACAAACUGCGGAAAGAAGCCGUUGGCCUUCACGUGAAACUGUUGGACCUGAACAAUGAGUUUCUGGCCGGUUCUCACAUGCCCAACAGAAUCGCAAAGUCUGCGAUCCCUGAGCAUCUUCACCUGCACUUUGCAAAAGAAGGAAGCUUCAUUCAAGUUGGGGGAUUACACGCAGAUUCCCCUGAUGACUUGGUGCGAGAGAUUGCCUACAGGAUCUACCUCUACCCCAACGCAGAUCUGAUGAAUUGUCUGGAAGAGCUGCUGAAGUGUAGAUACAAACUGGCCCAACUGGUGGGUUACGAGUCCUAUGGACACAGAGCCCUGAAGGGCACCAUGGCCAAAACACCAGAGACAGUGAUGAGCUUCCUUCAGUCGUUAACAGACAAGCUGUCGGGCAGAACAGCAAAAGACUUCAAGAUGAUGAGAAACAUGAAGAAGAAACUCAACCCUCGUAAUUCUGAGCUGAUGCCCUGGGAUCAUCCGUUCCUCAGCGGGGUCUUGCGUGCGGAAAGGUACAACAUUGAGCCCAUUUUGUACAGUCCCUACUUUUCUCUUGGUUCCUGCAUGGAGGGUUUGAACAACCUCUUCUCUCAGCUUUAUGGUGUCUCCCUCAUGUCUGAACCUCCCAGAGCAGGAGAGGUGUGGAGCGAGGAUGUCCGCAAACUGGCUGUGGUGCAUGAGACAGAGGGAUUACUGGGAUAUAUUUACUGCGACUUUUUCCACCGGUCAGAUAAACCCCAUCAGGACUGUCACUUCACCAUCCGAGGUGGCCGCUGGUGUCAGGAAACAGGCCAGUACCAGCUGCCAGUUGUGGUGCUGAUGCUGAGUCUGCCUCACCCCACCAAGAGCGCCCCCACCCUGCUCACUCCCGGCAUGAUGGAGAACCUCUUCCAUGAGAUGGGACACGCCAUGCACUCCAUGCUGGGACGCACUCGCUACCAGCAUGUGACAGGAACCAGGUGUGCGACUGACUUUGCUGAAGUCCCUUCCAUCCUCAUGGAGUACUUCGCCACAGACUACCGAGUCAUCAGCCAGUUUGCGCGCCAUUACGAGACCGGACAGCCUCUGCCUGAGAGCAUGGUGGCUCGCCUGUGUGAGUCAAAAAAGGUGUGUGGAGCCGCAGACACCCAGCUGCAGGUCUUCUAUGCAGUCUUGGACCAGAUCUACCACAGCAAACCUCAGAAGCGCUCCACCACAGAAAUCCUGAAGGACAUGCAGCAGAAAUUCUACGGCUUGCCUUACACGCCCAAUACGGCAUGGCAGCUGAGAUUCAGCCACCUGAUUGGCUACGGGGCCAAGUACUACUCCUACCUCAUGUCUCGGGCCGUGGCCUCAAUGGUGUGGAAGCAGUGCUUCGUUCAGGAUCCUCUAAACAGGGACAUGGGAGAGCGUUACCGCCGGGAGAUGCUGGCCCACGGAGGAGCCAAGGAGCCCAUGUUGAUGGUGGAGGGCAUGCUGCAGAGACAGCCCACCGUGGAGGACUUCGUGGACGCGCUGGUGUCUGAGCUCGACCAGAACUUUGAGACCUUCAUCAUGGACUCUGAGAGCUGAGAGGUGGACGCGGCUGCAUGGAAACGGACUUUGCAAGACGAGGAGAGACGUCGAUGCUCAUCCUCACAAAGCCUCUGCACUUGGACUCUCAGCAUUUUAUUAGCAGUUUUCUCUUGUAGUCACAUUGACUAUUUUAAUCUAUUUGUCCCAUUCCUUCUCAACACGAGUUAAUAUGGACAGAAUUAAAGACCACCAAACCCA